CAUCCUGGUUGUUGAAGAGUUGAGUGUAGUAUGCAUUCCUCACCUCAUCACUGUGUUCCCUCUCUUCUCUAUGUGACUCGCACUCACAACAACACAUUCUCACUCUCUCCCAAACCCUAACUCUUCGAUUCCCAAUCAAUGGCCAUCCUCUCUCAAUCCACUGCCAGUUUUUCACCUUCCUUCGUCUCCACUCGCUCCGAUUUCACUCGCCUCACUCGCUUCCCCUGCCGCGUCACCUUCCGCCGCGGCCUCGCCGUCUCCUCCUGCUUCAACUCCUCCAAGUCCCCUGGCGCCGGGGGGUUCCUCUCGCCGGACAACGGCGGCGAAGUCUCAUACGAGCUGCACCACGACUUCUCGCCGCAACGCCGCCGAAGUGGCUCGCCGGUGUUCGUUACGCUGCCGGUGAAUUCCGUCAGCCGGGAGGGCGGCCGAGUCUUGAGGCCCAAGGCGAUGAUGUUCUCGCUCAAGGCGCUCGCCUCGGCCGGCGUCGAAGGUGUCGUUGUCGAGAUUUGGUGGGGCUUGGUUGAGAAGAACAAACCUAGGGUUUACUACUGGAGAGGGUACGAGGAACUUGUUGCGAUGGCAUGCAAGUGCGGCCUCAAAGUUCGAGCGGUUCUCGCGUUUCAUCAGCAUGGCGCGGGACCUGAUGAUCCCAAUUGGAUACCGCUUCCUCUAUGGGUGCUUGAUGAGAUAAAGAAAGAUGUCGAGUUAGCAUAUUGUGACCGGUUUGGAAGAAGAAAUAUCGAAUAUAUUUCCCUUGGAUGUGAUAUUCUUCCUGUGCUGUGUGGGCGUUCUCCUAUUCAAGUGUAUGCUGAUUUUAUGAGGAAUUUUAGGGACACUUUCAGGUCUUUGCUUGGUGUUAUAAUUACAGGUGUACAGAUUGGCAUGGGUCCUGGUGGUGAACUAAGAUAUCCUUCCUUCUCUCCACAAGAGCCGAAUUUGGCAUGGUCUCAAGAACUUGGAGAAUUUCAAUGCUAUGAUAAGUAUAUGCUUGCUUCUCUGAAUGCCUCUGCAAGAAAUAUUGGAAUGCGUGAAUGGGGAAAUGGUGGCCCAUUUGGUGCUGGAAGUUUGAUGCAAAAUCUUGAGCAUACUGAUUUUUUCAAAAAUGAUGGUGGUUCUUGGGACACACCAUAUGGUAAAUUUUUCCUUGAAUGGUACUCAGGUAUGUUGCUGCUGCAUGGGGAAAGGAUUUGUAGGGAAGCUGAAACUAUAUUUAGGGGUACAGAGGUCCAUAUAUCAGCAAAAUUGGCUGUCAUUCACUGGCACUAUGUCACACAAUCCCAUCCAUCAGAGUUAACUGCUGGCUAUUAUAAUACUUUUAACCGGGAUGGAUACUUAUCCAUUGCUCGCAUGUUUAGUAAGUAUGGAUUCUCAAUGUGCUGCUCCUGUUUUGAAAUGCAAGAUGCAGUAAUGCAGAAGAUCAAUCCAGAUGGUAGCCCUGAAGGUUUUCUUAGACAGCUUUUGUUGGCUGCUAGACUCUGUGACCUAGCACUUGAAGGUCAAAAUUUUUCAACUAAUUUGGAUGAUGGUGCAUUUACCCAGGUGCUGAAGAUGUCAAAAUUUUACUCGAAUGGGAUAGAGAAGCGGCCUUUCUCGUUCAACUUUGUAAGAAUGGAUAAAAGAUUGUUUGAAUCCCGAAAUUGGGAUCGGUUUACUCGUUUUGUAAGACAAAUGUCUAAUGGAAAUAUUUUUCGAGCCAGAUUAUAUUCUGUUGGUGACACACGGUUUAAGACCGCACCAGUGAUGCCAGAGGCGAGAUUGUUGUACCACCUAUAUCAGUACUCUUGAAACCAGUCUUGACCUUUGUUCUUUAGGCCUAUUUAAUAUCACUGCAUUCGUUGCAAGAAAAUCUGAUGACCUCUGGUCUAAUGUUGUGAAAUGUGUAGUAACUGCUGAUUCUUCAAAUGAUUCUUUUAUUGCUUUCCGGCAAGAAGUUACUUCCCCUAAGGUAAACACAUUAUAUUUGCCUUCCAGUUUUUUUAGAUGGGUGGCAUGUUAUAUACUUAACUGUAUUUGGAGUGGACAGAGAUAUAAUUUAAAACUAGUUACUGCUGAAA
Messenger RNA from Vigna unguiculata (cowpea), 2057 nucleotides. Its product is annotated as beta-amylase 3, chloroplastic-like. Gene Ontology annotation, biological process: polysaccharide catabolic process. NCBI's taxonomy places the organism in Eukaryota, Viridiplantae, Streptophyta, Magnoliopsida, Fabales, Fabaceae. The record is from RefSeq and is a predicted model, not a curated record. Gene Ontology annotation, molecular function: beta-amylase activity.